AUGCUUCCCGAGAAAGAAGCUAGUGAAUGGCAAGAGUUUGUAACAUCUUUAAGAAACUUAAAUGACAUUAACAUAGAAAGAUGUAUUGUCAUUCCAAACGCGGAAGUGAAUGAGCUUCAUGGAUUCUGUGAUUCGUCUGAAAAGGCACAUGGUGCUGCAACAGUCAAUUCAGCGGGUGACGUGAAAGUGAAGCUAAUCGCGAGUAAAUCUCGUGUGUCACCAAUCAAGCAGGUAACUAUACCUCGUUUAGAAUUAUGCAGUGCCGUUCUGCUCACCAAAUUGAUGCAGAAGGUAAAAAAUGCAUUAAAAAUGGAUAUUACGUCAUUAUCAUAUUAUUCGGACUCUACAAUCGUGCUUUCGUGGAGGAGAAAAUAG
Molecule: messenger RNA, 375 nt
Organism: Argiope bruennichi
Lineage: Eukaryota; Metazoa; Arthropoda; Arachnida; Araneae; Araneidae
Exons: 1
Coding region: 1-375 (124 amino acids)
Source: RefSeq, a predicted model, not a curated record